AUGCACCAGAGGCCCUCUUUGAACACGGCUGUCGUGUUUCGUACGCCUUCUUGGGACCGCGUCGAUGGGAGCCCCACGACGGUCGCUAGCCCAACUACGAUCUGGAAUCCUUAUGAUGAAGUGAUUCGGCGCUUUUCCGAUCCAGCCAAGGACGGUGAUGUCAGAGCUAGUGGGGCGAAGUACGAAAAGGCCGAAGCAUCAUACACGGCGGCUGUCCUGUCACUCCAGAAGCUCCUCAAGGACGAAGGUGGUAUCGCAGCCACAAGCCAAGAUGGGAAACAGGAGUUGUCUAUGAUUGCCAAGCAGCUUCAACAAGCAAAAGAGGGUACUCUAGACAAGAAGAAAAUGUCCAGAUUCGUCAAAUCGCUGGAUCACUACCAAGGUGUCUUUGACAUCCUUUCCCAGGCCGACUUCUCGGGCUUGCCCUUGAUAUGGGGCGGCAUAAAGCUCGUCUUGCUUAUGUCCAAAACCAGUUCCGACACUCUUUCCAAGGUUUUCGAGGUCAUUAUCGACAUCGGUCGAAGUUUAGAACGGAUCAGGGGGUAUGCGAUGCUCUACGCAACCCCACGGAUAACAGAGUUUACUGUCGAGCUCUACGAGGCAGUCGCAGAGUUCCUGGAGAAGGUCAUCGCCGAUUUCAAAAAGAGCCCCUUCAGAAGAGCGAUGGUCGACCUUCUGCAGCCUUUUGAGGUGCGAUACGGCGAUCUUUUGACGAAGAUGAGAAAGGUGCAACAAGAGAUCAAAGACGACGCGGAUCUUUGGAUCUUCCGAUGCAAAGACAUGAGAUGUACCAAGGCUUUAAAGGAAGCCAUGGCCGAGGACCCGAACGCCGCGAUUUUCGAGGCAAUCAGGAAGAACCUUUUCCGGGGAUUCGAGCUUGAGGCCGGGUACCACCAAGAGCUAGAGUCCACAUACAAGACGACAACUUCAAAAGCGUGGAUAGAGUGGUUCAAGUUGGAGCAGAAAUAUGUUCCAUCAGGCUAUUCCCACGAGACCAAGAUCAUCCAGGCUGAGUGCGAUGCCCCGGAUCCCCAGCAUGCCUUGAUUUGGAAGAAGCAGCAGCGCACGUUCGCCUCACAUGUCCCCUCCGCAUAUCUCAUAUGGACCCGCGGCAUGACCGCGCAGUCGGCUAUAGCCUCCCUGGUUCACCAGAUACUCUUCCAGAAAACGGAGGUGAUGGCCCAGGCGGGCCUGGACUUGGACCAGUUCAAAGAAGCCAACAACUCCCCACGUGCUCUCUGGAAGUUCUUCACACACCUAGUGACAACCCUCGGUGGGUGCAUGGUGUAUAUCACCAUUGGAUCGGUCGGCAAACACGAAUCUGCUAUCGUGAAGAAGUUUGUUGCCAUGGCCAAGACUUGGGACGGGCCGGCCAUCAACGUCACGCUGAUCCAUCCGUUCAGCGACGACUUUGCAAAGACAGAGGAUGUCAUCAAUCUGGACGACAAGUAUGAUGUACAUCCAUCUCUUACGACGACUGAUGCCAUGCAUCACGUCCUGGUCCUGGAGCUCAACGAAGGCAAAAAGGUGUCUGAAACCAUCCAAAGUCUGCUUUGGGAGACUGUUUGGAGAGAAGUCCGUUAUGCCGUGAUUGGUAUUGCUUUUAAUCAGGUGGUGGAGCACAUCCAGAUCGCGGCCAAGAAAGUCGCAGACGUAGCGAGAGAAAACGGUGCCGUAAGCAACGAGCAAGAUAGCUCUCAAGAACGGCAGGACAGAGGGGCGGAGGAAACAUUCACUAACACUGACACAAAACACUGGAUUGCUGCUGUCUCAACGUGGACGGGAAACAAGUGGUCUAUGGAUGCGCUUCGGGAGCAAAUCCAAAGACACAUCGAUAUUGUCGACAUACAUCUGCCGGCAGACAUCAAGGCGGGCUUGAAGGAGAAGCUGGAUUUGCUCCUUUUCGAUGAUGAGACGGAGCUUGAGCCGCGGCCGCUUACAGAAAGUCAAAGGAUGUCGAUAUGGGAUGAACUGCAAAACGCUAUUAGGCCUGGUACCCAGGUCAUGUUUUGCAGCCAGAUCGAGGAAUUACUGUCCGCAGUCCUGGACGAUUAUCGGAUGGAGGGUCCCGAAAGAGAGGGCGAGGCCAAGACCCUUUUUGUGUAUCUCGCCAAGACGUAUUUUGCGAAGAGCGGUCGGUGGAAGGACACCUUCUCAGAGGAUAAGGAUCUAGUAGCGAACGGGAUUACGAAGGCGAUCGAAAUUGGGUUCCAACAUCUUGUCGAGGCUUUUGCUUCAGGCGGAUCCUGA
Messenger RNA from Colletotrichum aenigma, 2250 nucleotides. RefSeq lists its product as uncharacterized. The record is from RefSeq and is a predicted model, not a curated record. Bases 1 to 2250 code for a protein of 749 amino acids. The transcript has 6 exons. NCBI's taxonomy places the organism in Eukaryota, Fungi, Ascomycota, Sordariomycetes, Glomerellales, Glomerellaceae.